CAGGAAUGGGCGGAAGUGGAGGAGGGGAUCAAAAAAAUUUGCACAUUGCGCUGUUUGUCAUCAGACAGUAUGAAUACAAGAGGCAGUCAUGGCUUUUAGUUUUUCAUAGGGAUCUUGCACAUGAGGGUUCAGGCUGCAAUAUGACGGAGUGUGUGUGCACAAUGCAACAUAAACUUUACCAAUUGCACAGCGAUCACAAGCUUCACAUCGUGAUAUUAUGUCUGGCUGGUCCACCCAUUGGCGUCAGUGUUUUUGUCCAUUUGACUCUUUCAGAUUGACAAAUCACUGCCAGGAUCGUCGUUCCAGACCUCUCAUUCCUACACCAGUGGAGGAAUGGGCGGAAGUGGAGGAAUGGUGUCCCAUACCUCUCACUCCUUCAGCAGCGGAAGUUCAGGCAUGGGAGGCGGAGGAAUGUCCCACUCCUCGUCCUUUCACUUCAGCAGUGGUAGUGGAGGAGGAGGAAUGUCACAUUCGACAAUGUCCCACUCUUCUUUCAGCACUCACGGCGGGCAAAUGUCAGGCUAUGAGUUGCAGCAGAAGUUUGAUGAAUUGAAGAGUCGUGCCAAGAAGGUGGAGAGCCACCGCGUGGCGGAGCUCUUCACCGCCUUUGGUCUUGGCUCCUUGAGCUUCCUUGUCCUGAUCACCAUGGGCCAGCGGCUUUCAAGAGGUUAUGAGGAGGAGAGCUCCAGCAUUUUCACCUCGCUACGAGGACAUCGAUACGAGAGAGCACCCGUAGAGGAAGAAUGAGCGGCCAAAGAUGCCUGGAAUUGGGACGUUGUUGAGUGGCCAGAUUGCCCUCAGCAUUGAACUCCCUGAGCUUGCCUUCUUGUCUCGGGCCAGAUGUCUGAUCAGAAAAAGAUAUGCC
Molecule: messenger RNA, 865 nt
Organism: Durusdinium trenchii
Lineage: Eukaryota; Dinophyceae; Suessiales; Symbiodiniaceae
Source: the annotation of a GenBank genome assembly